CAGGACACUAUCAUCUCACAACCAUCUCCUGUACAGGGGGGCUGAGAUCUCCAGGACUCUGAUAUUUGGGGGACCCUUUGCUGCAACCUGCCAGGUGCCUCCCUUGGAAGACAUGGAAUGUCCACUCUCCCUGGACUCUUUCUGGAAAAUGCCUCUACCUAGCAGAUUCUUCUUCCUCAAACUCCUUUUCAGCUUUCUUCUCCUCCAGCUUGGGGAGCCCAACUCAGAGGAUCUCAGGGUGGUCGGCCCUGGGGAAUCCAUCCUGGCACAUGUCGGGGAUGAGGUGGAGUUCUCCUGCCACCUGUCACCGUACCAGGAUGCCGAGGACAUGGAGAUUCUCUGGUUCCGACGCCAGGACUCGGAAGUGGUGCACCUGUACCAGGAGCGACAAGAGCUCCUGCACCAGCAGCUGGGGCAGUUCCGGAACAGGACCAAACUCUUCAGGGAUGAUAUCACCGACGGCAGUGUGAUCCUGCACCUUCAGGGAGUCCUCCCUGCCGAUGAGGGUCCCUAUGGAUGCCGCUUCCUCUCCAGCCAUUUUUCUGGGGAAGCCGUGUGGGAGCUGGAGGUAGCAGGACUGGGCUCAGACCCUCAUAUCUCUCUUGAGGGCUUUAAAGAGGGGGGAAUCCAGCUGAAGUGCAGCUCCACUGGCUGGUACCCCAAGCCCCAGAUUCACUGGAGGAACCAUCGGGGUCAGUGCCUGCCACCUGAGACUGAAGCCAUCAUCGAGGAUGCUCAAGGCCUAUUCAGUCUGGAAACUUCUGUGGUGGUCUAUCGAGGGGCCCACAAUAACGUAUCCUGUUCCAUCCACAACCCCCUCUUGGUUCAGAAGAAAGAGUUUGUGGUCCAGAUAGCAGAUGUACUUUUACCUGGCACAUCCUCGUGGAAGAGAGCUUUCAUUGGGACUCUAGUGGCACUGCCAGUGCUCCUGGCUCUGGUCGCUACCCCAGCAAUGUACCUCCUUCAGAAGCAAGGGCGGUCCCAAGAAAAGCUGAAGAAGAGAACAGAGAAAGACAAAGAGAAACUCACAGCAGAGCUUGGGAAGCUUCAGACAGAGCUUGAGUGGAGACGGGCAGAAGGACAAGCCGAGUGGAGAGCCGCCCGGCAGCACGCAGUGGACGUGACCCUGGACCCGGCCACAGCACACCCCAGCCUGGAGGUCUCUGGGGACGGCAAGCGCGUGUCCUCGCGCCCGACGUGGCCAGAGCAGGAGGCGGCCGCCGGGCACACCUGCUCCUCGGAGCACAAGUGCGCACUGAGCCGCGAGCACUUCUCCGCGGGCCGCCAGUACUGGGAGGUGCACGUGGGCAGCCGCAGCUGCUGGUUCGUGGGCGCCUGCCUGGCCAAGGCCGCGCAGGGCCCGGGGCGCUCCGGACGCCUGAGCCCGGCCAGCGGCUUCUGGGUGAUGGGGCUGUGGAACAACCGCGAAUACUUCGUGCUGGACACGCACCGCGUGGCGCUCAGCCCCCGCGUGCCCCCGCGGCGCCUGGGCCUCCUGCUGGACUGCGACGCGGGGGCCCUGACCUUCUUUAACGUGACCGACAGGUCGCACAUCUUCACCUUCCACGACACCUUCCCGGGCCCGCUCUGCGCCUACUUCAGGCCCCGGGCGCAGGACGCGGGCUCGCCCGCGGAGCCGCUCACCAUCUGCCCGGUGCCGGCUGGCGAGGCCCAGACCCCCCAGAGAAACGAGAGUGACUUCUGGCUGCAGCCCUAUGAGCCUUCCGACCCUGCUCUGGGCCUGUGGUGA
This is a messenger RNA of Sorex araneus (European shrew), 1750 nucleotides long. RefSeq names its product butyrophilin like 9 (gene BTNL9). Gene Ontology annotation, cellular component: external side of plasma membrane. The transcript is spliced from 11 exons. Gene Ontology annotation, biological process: T cell receptor signaling pathway; regulation of cytokine production. Gene Ontology annotation, molecular function: signaling receptor binding. The record is from RefSeq and is a predicted model, not a curated record. Lineage: Eukaryota; Metazoa; Chordata; Mammalia; Eulipotyphla; Soricidae. Bases 113 to 1750 code for a protein of 545 amino acids.